AUGCCGAAAGGCACAGUAAGAGUGAGAUCGGGUUGCAUGGAGUUAUGGACUUUGCCCCUGAGCGAGAAGGGGGGGUUGGAAGACUAUUGCCAACCGAUAUAUGGCGCACAGGGAGAGAAUGAUGCCAGCAUGACAUUAGUGUUGCAGUCUCUAGCACAUCAAGACAAGUAUUCCGCAACACCAACAUUGCAACAUUGUGGUGGCCCUGGCAAGUGGAUUACUCAAGGUGCAACGAGACUUGCUCAUUUGAUUGCCAGUGCGACUGAGUGUCCAAAUGGUGGUUGCGGUGGUUUACAGUGCCUGGAAAUCGUGUAUGUCUGCCCGUACAAUCGUGAAAUUGUCGCAGAGGACGUCUGGCGUGUCGACAUGGCUGAUGUAGCCUUUGCAUCAUCGUUCUUGCUUGCGAAUGAUCACGACACGGCAAAUAUGGGACUCUCGUCGCCUCAGUAUAGUAUGAAGAAGAGGCAGGAGAUGCAGCUGCAGGUCUGGCAGACGCUCCCAUUGCAAGGGAUCGAGACGCCGAGAAAGAUGAUGGCGACCAGAUCUUUCGGAGGAGAAGCCUGCUUGGUUGAUACUUUCACGUCAUCCUCCACCCGCUGCAUCGACGAUUUGAACGCAACUGUUCUAGCCAUCUUAGGGCAGAGGCCAACAGCCGGUGCAUCACAUUUUGGCGUGCAAACCCCCCCAGCGGCGGUUGAAGGACAGAGAGAGGGGAGGGGCAGCUGGCAGGGCUCUAUCUGCGGUGCUGUCCGAAGUUCAGAGGGCCGAGUGAGUGUCCAACACCUCGCAUAG
Plenodomus lingam JN3 is the source of this 792-nucleotide messenger RNA. The record is from RefSeq and is a predicted model, not a curated record. NCBI's taxonomy places the organism in Eukaryota, Fungi, Ascomycota, Dothideomycetes, Pleosporales, Leptosphaeriaceae.